GGAAGGACGAGACCACCGUUAAGAGAGGGGGGGAGAGCUUCCCUCGCAUGCGCGCUCGCCCCCUUCCUUACUGAGUCUCGAGGGUCCAGGGAAGCUCUCCCCCUCUCUUAACGGUGGUCUCGUCCGCCUUGCUCCUUAACACCCCGCUUCCACAAGGAAAGCAGCCAAUCAAGUGGAGAAGCCCUAGAAGGAUGGAGUGGGAGGAGGGAGCUGGCGCAAUCUCGCCUCUUCUUGGACCAGAGCAGAGGGGAAGCUGAAGGGCCUGGGAGCUGAAUAUAUAUAUUUAGAGAGAUGCAAUGCAGCAGAAAAUUCCUGAGGACAUUUCCUGUGUGAGACUGAGUAACAAUGACAUUGGUGCCUGCAGAGCAUGGACAAUGUGGCAGCAUCUUACGUGAGUGAAAGAGAGAUAAAAGGAACAUGUGGCCCACUUACUCCAGAAUACAAGUUUUGUGCUUGGUUCUCACAGUGCUGGCGAUUCUGGGUUUUGUUCAUAACUUUUAUCAGAUAGAGAAUACCACAGGUUUAAAGUGGUUGGUGGAAGAUGACUACCAGCAAUCUUUAUCACAGCUUAUUAAAAUACCCAGAAAGUUGUAUUGUGGCUAUGAACAGCAAGUUUUGUCCAGAAGAGAACGAGAGGAAGAAGAGGCCUUAUUUGCUGCUAUACAGUGGCCUGGACCAAAUGACAAAAUCCCUUUUGUGAAGAGUACAGACCCUUCCCAUAGCUACUUUGUAAUACUGAACACUCAUAAGCACUUCAGGGUUGGGGAUAAAUUAGAGGUACUGGUUCACAUGCGGGAUUAUGAAGGGGAGUCAAAGCAGUACGGUGGAGACUUUCUUCAAACAAGAAUCCAUUCUGCUCAUCUGAAAGCUGGAGCUAUUGGAAGAGUUUUAGAUUACCAGAAUGGAACAUACAGACUUUUUUUCAGUUUACUUUGGCCAGGAGAGGUCACGGUGUCAGUGUCUUUGGUCCACCCCAGUGAAGGGAUCCAAGUCCUGCAACGUUUGCGAGAGGAAAAACCAGACAGGACCUACUUUAAAAGCCUGUUCAAAUCAGGGAGGAUUUCAGAAGCUACUGAGUGCAAUGUAUGUUUACCUGGAGACAUGCCAGUCUGCAACUUUACAGAUCCCUACACUGGUGAGCCAUGGUUUUGCUACAAGCCAAGAAAACUUUCCUGUGCCACCAGAAUCAACCAUUACAAAGGGGGAUAUCAAAAGGGCCUUUUGACUUCUGAAGAGAGUCGGCUUUUCCAAAGUGGUGUGAAUAUCAAAGUGCCAAUAUCCUCUAGUGGCCCUGAUACUGUGAUCGUAAGGCCCUCGGGGUAUACAGAGACGGACAAUCUAAAAAAAUCUCAAAGGCCUGAUGUAUUCCCUUCUGGACAUUAUUAUCAGGAUGAAUGGCAACCGAGAACCCAGUGGAUUCACCAUUUUAACAAAUCAUCAGAUGUUACUGAAUGUUUACAGGAUAAACUCAUCCACCUGUUUGGAGAUUCUACAAUCAGGCAGUGGUUUGAAUAUCUGACAGCAUUUGUUCCAGAUCUCAUGGAAUUAAAUCUCGGCAGCGCUAGGAAGAUUGGUCCUUUCAUGGCUGUUGACCCAAAGCACAACAUCCUGCUAAAAUUCCGUUGCCAUGGUCCUCCUAUACGUUUUUUCACAGUUUUUAGCAGUGAGCUGCACUACAUUGCCAAUGAACUCAAUCGUAUUGUUGGAGGGAAGAAUACUGUGAUAGCCAUAACUAUCUGGUCUCACUUUAGCACUUUUCCUGUAGAAGUGUAUAUCAGGAGACUGAGAAAUAUUCGCAGAUCAAUUAUCCGACUGUUGGACCGGAGUCCCAAAACUCAGAUAGUUAUCAAAACAGCCAAUGUUCAGGAACUUGGGCCAGAGGUGAGCCUUUUCAACAGUGACUGGUAUUCUGCUCAGCUUGACACAAUCAUGAGAAAAAUGUUCUCAGGAAUUGGAGUGAAUUUUGUGGAUGCUUGGGAGAUGUCACUAGCACAUUAUUUGCCACACAAACUACAUCCAGAUGAUGUCAUUGUCAAAAAUCAAGUAGAUGCUUUCUUGUCUUUUAUAUGCCCACCCGAAACAUCCUAUAGCUUCUUAAGAGGAAUACAUAAUCAAAUGUCAAGUCUUUUUCUGUAGUUCAGUGUCAAAUACAUCUUCUGGAGUUGCUGUUUUAUCAUGAGUUACUACUGAUUUUUGAUGCCCACAACCUGCAUCUAAUCUGCACAAUUUGUAGCACAACAUAUGUGUUCAUAUUUCCAGUGUUUGGGGAUCAGGUUUUAAAAUUAUCAUGUGCACAGAUACCACUUUGCAGCACAGUUCAGUGUGUAGGCAGACAUAGUUCCACUUGCCACAGUCAUCAUGAGGGAAGUAGCUGUCAUCAGAGGAAAGGGGAGUUCUGAUUGUUCCUGAGGGUUGUUUCUCAGAUCACAGGGCCUGAGUAGUCUUGCUGUCAGGGUACCUUGGCUUACAGUACUACGACUGACUGAAAACAGAAGCUGUCAUGUAUUUAAUCCUAAAUAAACAUGCCAACUUGUUUGGUCCUAUGGAGGCCUGGUUAGAUAAAACUGGUUUGUGUGUGUUAAAUUCUCACAGCUUCACCCACUGGAUUUUCCUUGCAGCAACCAUUUGAAGUUCUACUCCAGGGGAGUGGUACUAGAAAACAAAAAGAAAGGAAAAACUUUGCCACUAUUCUACAUGCAGAAGGUCUUCCAAUGGAGUAUUUUCAGAUGGCCAGAGACUUACAGUGCCUUGUGCAAAUAUUCACCCUCCUUUUACUUUUCCACAUUGUAUUACAACCUGGAUUUAAUUAUCCAUGCUUCUAUAAAGCUGAGCUUUGUAGAGUGUCCAAGUGAUGGUUUUCUCUUUUUUAUUUUUUCCAGUCUCAGAUGUGGGUCUCUCCCGCUUCUUCUGAGUUCUCAUUGGACCUUUUUGGUGUUUCUCUGGCUAAAUACUCUGCUUUUCCAGUAAUUGAGUUUUCAUGGAUGGCAUUCCCUAGGCAGAAUUAUAAUUGAUCUGUAUUCUUUUGAUUUUGUAGAAAUAGAUUUAACAGAGCUCUGGGGCAUGUUCAUAGGAACAUAUUUUUAUACCCCAGGCGUGGCUGGAAAUUCCGCACUUUUCUUCUGGACUUGUUUUUGAUAGCUUUUUGCUCUUCACAGUGCUAGAGAACAUUUCUCUAGAUACGUUUUCCAAUAUAGUCUAGAGUCAGACUUUCCAGAAACAGGUAUUUCUCAUAUCAAAUGUUGUAGGGCUGAAAUUACAUGCGAAUGGAUUUUAUUCAACUAUUUAUUUGACUUCUGGAAGCAGUCAGUUGUGCCAGAGCUUAUUCAAGUGUGUCAGAAGAGAUAAUAAUAAUAAUAAUAUUUUUUAUUUGUAUACCGCUUUUCCGUCUGAUCAAAGCGGUUCACAAUAUCAUACAGUACAAUACAAAACAGUACAAUAAUCAAGCAAUACAAUAUAUCAACAGUUACAUCAGCAAUAUUACACAGUUCAAUAAAAGUCUCAUAGCAAAUACAAAUCAAUUUAAAAACAAUCGGUUGUGGUUGGAUAUCCGGAUCUUAAUUAGGGUAUUCUAUCUCUAAAGAGAAUCGGGGGUAUGCUAUCUGAAAAAGAAGAAUAUCUAGGCAACCAGCAAGCAUCAGUUUGAUCUUGUUUACUUAACUUUUGUGCCAAAUAAAAAUAUUUGUACUUUUCCA
Messenger RNA from Sceloporus undulatus (fence lizard), 3692 nucleotides. RefSeq names its product neurexophilin and PC-esterase domain family member 3 (gene NXPE3). Lineage: Eukaryota; Metazoa; Chordata; Lepidosauria; Squamata; Phrynosomatidae. The record is from RefSeq and is a predicted model, not a curated record. The coding region runs from base 418 to 2136 and encodes 572 amino acids. The transcript has 6 exons.